Messenger RNA from Zymoseptoria tritici IPO323, 846 nucleotides. RefSeq lists its product as uncharacterized. Bases 1 to 846 code for a protein of 281 amino acids. The transcript has a single exon. The record is from RefSeq and is a predicted model, not a curated record. NCBI's taxonomy places the organism in Eukaryota, Fungi, Ascomycota, Dothideomycetes, Mycosphaerellales, Mycosphaerellaceae. Gene Ontology annotation, molecular function: oxidoreductase activity, acting on the CH-OH group of donors, NAD or NADP as acceptor.
AUGACUUCCCAGUUUCCUGUCUACCCAGACCUACAAGGCAAAGUAGCCUUGAUUACAGGAAUCGGUCAGGUCGGCAUCGAGAACUCGCCGACUUGGGGCAAUGGAGCCGCAACGGCACGUCUGCUGAGCCACAACGGAGUCAAGGUGUUUGGAUGCGAUCUGAACCUCAAAGCAGCCGAGUACACAAAGCAAAGGCUGCUGCAAGACAAUCCGAAUGCCAUCUGCGAUGUGAUGAGCGCCGAUAUGACGAGCAUCUCUGACAUUGAGCAGCUCGUCAAGGCCGUGAUGGACAAACAUGGCCGUAUUGACAUCUUAUACAACAACGUUGGCAUGACGGCGCCCGGUGACCCGGCUAGCAUUUCCGAAGAGUUGUGGCAGAAGCAGAUCGAUCUCAAUCUGAACAGCGUCUUCCGUUGUUGCCGACUGGUCUUGCCCAUCAUGGAGAAACAAGGCGCCGGAUCGAUCAUCAACAAUGCAUCCAUCACCGCAAUGCGAUAUAUCGGCAAGCCGCAAAUCGCGUAUGCCACCGCCAAAGCGGCGGUGAUACAAUACACCAAAGCAAGUGGAUGUAUGUAUGCUUCAAGGGGCGUGCGAAUGAACUGCGUGGUGCCCGGCUUGAUGUAUACGCCUCUUGUUGAAACCUUGGCGAUGAGUGAGAGGGAAGAAGAUCAGGAAGUGGCCAGGAAGAUAACGCAGCAUAAUGUGCCGAUGAGAAGAAUGGGAGAUGGUUUUGAUGUUGCCAAUGCUGUGGUCUUUCUGAGCAGUGAGGCUUCGAAAUAUAUCACGAGUCAUCCACUAGUGGUUGACGGUGGAAUCACUGAGUCGACAGGAACCGGUUUCAUGUGA